Pungitius pungitius (ninespine stickleback) is the source of this 4423-nucleotide messenger RNA. Its product is annotated as retinal guanylyl cyclase 1-like. Lineage: Eukaryota; Metazoa; Chordata; Actinopteri; Perciformes; Gasterosteidae. Gene Ontology annotation, molecular function: ATP binding; guanylate cyclase activity; peptide receptor activity. Gene Ontology annotation, biological process: receptor guanylyl cyclase signaling pathway; cGMP biosynthetic process; intracellular signal transduction. The transcript has 24 exons. The record is from RefSeq and is a predicted model, not a curated record. Bases 872 to 4045 code for a protein of 1057 amino acids. Gene Ontology annotation, cellular component: plasma membrane.
UAUAUUGAGGAGAAACUUUAUUCUCUCUGAUGGCUUUUACCCAACAUGGAUCUGAGCAGUCAGUGCCAUUGAGCAAGGCACUUCUCCGGACUGUGACUCAUUACAUUUCUUUCAGAGUAGCACUCUGACCCAGAUGGCACAGCCUUCUUCUUCAUGCAGGCAGGUUACUGCAUGUCUAAUCUUAACUAUUCCUGGCCCCAGACCAGCUGGGAGCUGUGAUCUCUUGGGAUGGACCUAAUCCAGAUCAGGAUUAACUGAUCACUUAGAUCUGUGAGACACUAAAACUGUGCGACACUGCAACUAUGAGACAAUAGAAGUGUGUCACGGUUUGAUGGUUUCUGCUCUUUAGCUAGCAGAUCAAUACUGGUAGAAGCUAACGGUGAAGCUACCCAGCUCACCUUCUGCUUGUAGUAUCUGCUCCGGUCCCUUUGUAUUGUAAACCAACCCGGUGACAGGGUUGCUCUCUCAUUCCGGACCUCCAAUCUCUACCCGUACUCCUGAAGCACGUCAUGGUACUGGAUGAAGAUACAUUUGUUUUGCUCAACAUUUUAAACACUCCCCUGUCCACCUCAGGAGAUGACCAGGAGAGAGGUCAAUGACGUCAUCGUUUGUUUGAGGUAAUGACCUCAGAGAGAUUUGACAGGUAAGAAGGUCGGACACACACAGUAAGUCAUCCUCUCAUUACAGACUUAACUGAAGCCAAACUUCCUCCAGAACUCUAAACAGGAUUAGACUAAAGCCUCUGUGACGCCUCUCCCUCGCUGCACCUGACAUCAGCUCUUUCUCCAGCUCAGCGCUCCUUUCUUCUCAAGGGAUUUCUCCUUGUCCAUCAAAAAAGGGUUUUUGGACACAUGAAUCUUUGAGACAAAGGAUGCGGGCUCCAAGCUGGUUGCUAUGGUCAUGGCUGUGGUUGCUAUGCCUUUCUGAUAUCUGGGCAGCAACCUUUAAGCUAGCCCUUAUAGGUCCAUGGUCAUGUGACCCUAUGUUCUCACGGGCGAUGCCGACCGCGGCAGCAAACCUGGCAUUGUCGCGUUUACGGAGUGACAUCACUCUGAGCAGAGGAUACUGGUAUGACAUCAGACUCCUGGAUGAGGACUGCUCUGCUUCCAAAGCACUGACAGAACUUGGGGACAUGGAGGGUUACGGUCAUGCCUACAUUGGACCCUUCAACCCUGCCCUCUGUCAUGCAGCCUCCUUAUUAGCCCAGCAUUGGGAGGCGGGGCUUGCCUCUCCAGGCUGUCUGAAUGCUGAUUGGCCGAACCUGGCCCCAGUCACUCCCCCCAGCAGAGUCCUCUUUACUGUUCUUAGAUUCUUCCGCUGGGCUCAUGUUGCAGUCAUCUCAGCUCCGUCUGACCUAUGGGAGAGCACUGGACAGGAAGUUGCCUCUGCGCUAAGGGUUCUGGGCUUACCCAUUGGUCCGGUGGUCACCAUGGAAACAAAGAAUAAGGGUGGACCCCGGGCUGCGCUCAGAUCUAUUAGAGAUGCCAACAAGGUCAAAGUGGUGAUAAUGUGCAUGAGCUCCGUUUUGAUUGGUGGAGAGGAUCAGAGAGAGCUCCUAUUGGCUGCUCUGGACAUGGGGAUGGUUUCUGAUGGUUAUGUGUUCAUUCCUUACGACGCCCUGUUGUACGCCAUGCCGUACCAGGACGUAGCAUUCCCUCAGCUGACCAAUAGCACGCAGCUUCGGCACGCCUACAGCUCCGUUCUAACCAUUACCAUGGCGUCUGACCAGAGUUUCUACGAAGCUUUUCGUCAAGCUCAAAUUAACCGCGAGAUCCGGUCUGCUGUGGCAGCUACUGAGGUGUCUCCGGUCUUUGGGACCAUCUUCAACAUGGUGUACUUCGUUGCUAAGGCGGUGGAGGAGCGUCGUCAGGCAGGCGGGGGGCACUGGGUGACAGGCAAUCAGCUUGUCCAAUCAGAUGGAGGCUUUGAUUUCCAGGGCUUCAAUCAGGUGUUACAUGGAGGUAGAGAGGGGCGUGGCCUAGUGGCCGGCUACGUGGUGUUGGACAGUGAUGGCGACCGACUCGUGCCAACGCACUCGCUGGCUCCCAAACACACAGAUGGGUCAGUCGGAGGUCUGAGACCGAUGAGUCGCUCCUUCUUCUUCCCUGGAGGAAAACCCCCCUCCGCCAGCUUCUGUUGGUUCAGUCCAGACGAGGCCUGCAGUGGGGGUUUAGACACAGUGGACAUGGUCUUCAGCUUCCUGCUGUUCUGUGGUAUCACUGGAGCUUUCCUCUUCUGGAUCAAGAAGUACAAGAAGACAGCAAACAUCGCCAAACUCAUCCUUACUUUGGAUGAUAUUGUUUUCAUUGAUACUCAUGUCAGUAAGAAGAAACUGAAUGACGAGUCGAUCAUGAGGAGUUUACUUGAAGUUAAAACGCCUCAACGAUCGAUUGCCCGAAGUUACAUCCUGACAACACCUGAGAGCUCUAACAUAGGAGUACUGGAGGGAGACUUGGUUUGGCUGAAGAAGAUCCCCAUCGGAAAGUCGAUAAUGGCUGUAAAUCAAAACACCCAAAGUCUGUUCAGCCAGUUGAGGGAGAUGCGACAUGAGAAUUUAAACCUCUAUGCGGGUUUGUUUCUGGACUCGGGGAUCUUUGCUCUGGUCGUUGAACAAUGUCCUCGAGGGAGUCUGGCCGACCUGCUGGCCGACAGCGAGAUGAGGCUUGACUGGAUGUUUAAGUCCUCCCUUCUGAUGGAUCUUAUCAAGGGAAUGAAGUACCUUCAUCUACGAGGUUUGAGUCACGGUCGUCUAAAGUCCACAAACUGUUUAGUCGACGGACGCUUUGUUCUGAAAAUCACAGACUACGGGCUUCCCAUGAUUCUUCAUUCUCAGAACAUCACCCUACCUGAGGACCCACAAGAGCUGCUUUGGACUGCUCCAGAGCUCUUAAGGAAGCCGGUGCAAGGAGGUUCGUUUUCUGGAGAUGUCUUUAGUUUCUCUAUCAUUAUACAGGAAGUGAUCUCACGAUCACUGCCAUACGCCAUGAUGGACAUGCCUUCCCAAGAGAUAGUGGACCGUCUGAAGCACCCUCCUCCUCUCUGCAGACCACUUGUUUCGUUAGAUGAAGCUCCUGCUGAGUGUCUCAGUCUGAUGAACGAAUGUUGGAAUGAAAAUCCAAACAUGAGGCCGAGCUUUGAUGACAUUUUCAAACAGUUUCGGGGUAUUAACAGAGGGAAGAGGGCAAACAUUAUCGACUCAAUGUUGCGGAUGUUGGAGCAAUACAGUUCCAACCUGGAGGAUCUGAUAAGAGAACGAACAGAUGAACUGGAGGUUGAGAGAAACAAAACAGAUAAGCUGAUUGGACAGCUGCUGCCCAAGUCCGUGGCUCAGGCUCUGAAGAAAGGGAAGCCGGUGCAACCUGAACAUUAUUCAGACUGCACUCUUUACUUUAGUGACAUUGUUGGGUUUACAACCAUCUCAGCUCUAAGUGAACCCAUUGAGGUGGUCGACCUUCUGAAUGACCUCUACACCAUGUUUGAUGCUAUUAUUGCCACUCAUGAUGUCUACAAGGUAGAAACUAUCGGAGAUGCCUACAUGGUGGCUUCAGGUGUUCCCAACAGAAAUGGGAAUCGACACGCAGGUGAAGUGGCCAACAUGUCUCUGGACAUCCUGCACUCAAUCGCAGCUUUCAAGAUCAAACACAUGCCAGAGAUCAAAGUGAAGAUACGCAUCGGACUUCACUCAGGUGCAUUGGUAGCAGGUGUGGUCGGUCACACGAUGCCCAGGUAUUGUCUGUUUGGAGACACAGUGACCACGGCAUCACACAUGGAAGCCAGUGGACUACCCUACAGGAUCCACAUCAGUCUGAAUACAGUGAAGGUCCUCACAAGUCUCAAAGUUGGGUACCACAUAGACACCAGAAAGGCACAGGUGAAGGGCACAGUGGACACAUACUGGUUGAUGGGUCGAGAGGGUUUUGAUAAACCUCUUCCUAUUCCUCCAGACCUCAUUGGAGGGGCCAGUAAUCAUGGAAUCAGUCUGGAUGAGAUUCCAGUUGAAAGAAGACAAAAGUUUCUGGAUCGACAAAAGAAUGCAAAGAAAUAAUGCCAACGCAUGCAGAUUUUACUACAUUUACUAUACAUAUAUUAACACCCAGAUGCACUGAAAUACAUACAUUAACACGCGCACACACACACUACCUCAAGGUGUAGAACAUUUAAUCAGCUGGUGAGAAAUGUUCAGCCCAAACUGGAGGAAUGUGAAUAAAGUGCUGAAUGGACCUGGAUUUUCUCCCUGAACUUAUGAAAGAAGGAAGAGUCAUAACGUCAGUGUGAUUCUGAUUUUGCAUUGAUGCCAGACUUUUGUGCCAGUUCUUUGGAAGCUAUUGGUGUUGGCAUCGCAAGUCCCACUUCAAACGAUCAUGUGUGUUUUGUUUCACCUUGAAAGAGAAAUGCUUCCAUUGAAUAAAAAAUGAGACGAGAA